UGGACGCUGUCUUCGCCGAUAUCACAGCUCUCCAUACUGAUCCUCUGCGAGUUUUGAGUUUUCCCGAGUUCAGAGUGACGAGGAAAAUAUUCAGUGUUAAUGCGGACGUGGACGUGGACGUGCACUAUGUUAACCUGAUCCGUGCAAGCUGGUCAUCACCGUCUCCAUACAGGAAAUGUGCAAUGUACAUCUGUACCACGAUGUGUCUUAACACAACUUUUGAUUGGUAAUUAGACGGAUUUCCAAUUUUAGACGUUUUAAUCCUUUAGCCCCUGUUUCAUUGAUGUUGAAAUUAAGCGGUAGCCUUGUCCGAGGCCACAGCGCCCCUUUUUCGCUUGCUAGAUGUUGUCACAGGUCUCUGUCCAUUCGUACCUGUAUAACAGGGUUAUUGUUGGCCCAAUCAAGGAUGCGUUUGCCACCGAGGUCACCAAAUAGAUUCGCGGUCAAGUUAAUCGAAACUAGGGACCUGUUGACAUCUUCACACUCGGCUAAAAAUCGACAUCCUGCAAGCUGAGUGAGAACACUUAGAAUCCGCAUGAUGGAUAUCAGACAUCAAAGUAGCAAGGCCUACGGCAGUGACAGGAUCCAGCGAGUCGAGUGAGUAUAAUGCAAGGCACGCCAGAAAAUGACAAGGACUUGUUGCUGUUUCACCUUCAGCUGUGAUGUGGUUGCUGGAUAGAUUUAACAUUCCCAGUACCGAGUUCUCGUGUUUCAAAACGUCAGCCACUUGUUUCACGCCUUCAUCGAAUAGAAUGUUGCAGGACAGGUCCAGGUCUACGACUGUCGGGUUCGCCAUCAAGCCUUUCGCAAUUAUCCCCAUCUUCCUUCUCAGAACAAUUUCAGAGGUAAAAUACGAGACAAGAUUUAGGACUCCUUGUGUAUACCUCAUCAGUUGACAGCUGCCAUUGACAGGCUUCAUUCAGCUCCUUGCUCUGUUUCGAAUAUACUUGGCUUCAUGUAGUAUUAUUUCGUCUGUCGCUGUCAUCUUGGUUCGUUUUUAUGGUAGGUUGGUACCAGAUGUGCUACAUUUCGAAAUCACUCUUUUGUCUAAAAUUUUUGCCCUUUGUGUUCCGUUGCGUUUUGUUCUGUUUUGUUUUCAUUUGUUCUUGGACGCGAACAGAUGAUCGGCUGUCCAAGUCACAAGAGCGGUUAGCAUAUUGAUAGAAGGGCUUGGAACUUCUGGUGGGACAGGAUGUUGAGGGCUGGAGCAGUGAGGCCACUAAACUGCAGCUUACCGCAGAGACCAGUAAGUAACUCAUGGUGAGCUCAAAUGGGCUUCAUGAACAAUCUACACUAGGGUCAUCGACCUCUUCCUACAUCAGCUCCUACAGAUACAUACCUUCUCGGCAUCGAGACGGUUUCCGGAAAGGUUCAGUGUCGUUAACGUGGCAGUGAUUGUCAGAGCUGCUGAUAAAGAGCGACAAUCGGAAACCUUCAUGCCCCACUUGGACCAAUCAAACUUGGCUCCUCCAGGGGUCUCCAGUAUCCCGUAAUUCACCCUUAUUCCUGUCAGGUCCCUGCGGCCAACGUGUGCAUCUUGACUUCUAGUCGACCAAAAUAUCUGCAGGGCCUAGUAAAACGAUCCAGCUGCUAAAGAUCAACUUUCAUCACAUGGAGGUUCGUCACCCAUUUAAGUCUUCCUUCCUAAAACCUGGCGUGAUGACAGAUGACAGAUAAAAUCCUGUUCUGUACUGGUGUCUGAAAAUUGUCUGAAAAUUGUACAAGGGGCGCUGUAGGUCAAUUGAAGUUGUACUUCACACCAUCAAGCCCGACGACAAGAUCUCACGUGAUUCCCGGUUCCACCUCCAUGUGCAAUAAGCAAAGGCCUCUGGCCCGAGGGCAGUUACUGGGGUCCAAAGAGAACAAUUUAUCCAACUUUAAGCUUUUCGACUCGGACUCUGCCGUGCGGCUUUUACUUUGCGGAAUAUGAGGCAGGCAAAGUACCUUUGGAGGAUGUAGAACAUGAGUCGGAAAUCGAAAUGGGAAGGCAGCUGACAGAGGUCGAGAUUGUGGACAUACGGAGCACUAAUUCUCAUCAGCUCGACCAAGUCCUGUUCCUUUUCCACGGUCGCAUCAUAUCUACAGGUUCGAGAGAAAGGACCACGGAUUAAAUCCAAUGUGUUGGAAUUCAACCGCGACACUCGGUGAUCACAGUCACUACUUCGUCAAGUCUGGAAAGCACCUUUCCAACGCGUCUUGCAGAUUGCGCUCGAAGAACAUCUGCUUCCAAGAGCGACCAUGCGCCGCGGUGUCGCAAUUGCGCCAACUUAUUUGCACUCGCCUCUUCCAGUACGCUUCCUCGGGAAUCAUCUGAGAGGAAGAAAGCAGAUCUCAGCGAAGCGCCCGUCACCGAUCGCAGUCCAAAAUCCAUCGUCCCCAACGAGAUCAACCGGAGCUCCGACGAAACAAAGGGAAUCAAGGGAGAGGGAAGAGUGGAAGAGGGAUGGCGAGGCUGACAUCGGCGGCCAAUUUCAAGGGAAGAUCGAGGGGGAUUUCUUUGACGACGCGCAGGCGCUCGCUCGCCGGAAUGCCGCCGAAGCCGGGAAACUUGGCGAAGUUCUUGGCCAGCACCGGCACGCACAAGUCCAGCAGCGUCGGCAGGAAGUAGCAGUUCGGCAGCGGCACGCUGUAGUCCCACUGCAAGUUGACGGGCUCCGCGGGCUUUUCCGGCAGAGGCGUCGCGGGCGACGAGGGGCCCGCCGCCGCGCUCGCAUCUUCGGGAGCCCCCGCGGCUGCGGCUGGGGCUGGGGCUUCGCCAGCGGGCGGCGUCGCAGGAGCUCCAUCCGCCGGCGGCUGCUCGACGUCCCCGGGGGGCUUGGCCUCCGCGGCCGCGGCAGCGGCAGUGCUCGGCUUCCGCUCUGGCGACGACGAGUCCCCCGCGGCACUCGCUUGCGCCUCGGCGGCAGCGGUAGCGCUGGGCUUGCGCUCUGCGCUUGCCCUCCUCUCCAGCGGCGCGGGGGGUGGUGGCGCAUCUCCCGCCGUCGGUGUGGCCGGGGCCGGGCUUGGGGUUGGGGCUGGGGUUGGGCUCGGGGUCGGGGUCGCUUCGGCCAUGGCGCUCGCCCGCAGUUGGCCGAUUGAUGCACGGCGAGGGAGGUCGGCAAUCAGGGCGAUGCUCGAUCGGCACGGGAAGGGGUUUUCACAAGGUAGCGUGCACAAGAAUACGAGAAAUGCCCCAGAUUCCGCGCCCUGUCGUCAGAAUCGACGCCGCAGCUGUACAAUGUGCCUCCAGCGAGGUGAUUCUUCGCUCCCGCGGAGCAGGUGUUUGUGUCGAGGAUGCGUUUCGGAAUUCGAAGCGAUUUUCGCUCAAAUCUUGGGCACCCGCAGCCAUGCUUGCAGUCCGCUCCCGAACUCCCGUGCCCGUAACUCCAUCUUGAUUAGGGUCCAGAUCCAAGCGAGCGAGCAGCAGUAAACUGCCUCGAGGAAACGACGAAUACCGAACGCAAGCGCACGAGGGAUCGAUCGUCGAGAUAACUUUCGCAACCACGUCCUCUGAAUCUUUUCUGCCGUCGUACAGAAGUUCCCAAAGCCCCCGAUUUCCCGCCCGGAAUUCACUUGUCAGUACUGCCAGGCAGACCGCAUCGGCAACGAUAUCUCGAAUCACUCCUCUAACAUCCACGGAAAGUUGAUAGCACAUUCACGCGCUUCCGAUCAUCAUCGUCAUGGUCGGGUCUGCGGCGGGGCUGACCGCUGAUCAGGGCAUUACCGCAGUCAUUACGCUCGUCAUUAGGGAAGUGGGGACCUGCCAGACAUAACUACCUCGGGCCCAGGCUCUGGGGUUCGCCGUCCUUGCCGUCAACGGGAGCCGAUCCAGCAUCACCUCAUGAAACGCGACUGUAAG
This is a messenger RNA of Marchantia polymorpha subsp. ruderalis, 3838 nucleotides long. Lineage: Eukaryota; Viridiplantae; Streptophyta; Marchantiopsida; Marchantiales; Marchantiaceae. The record is from the annotation of a GenBank genome assembly.